Messenger RNA from Haplochromis burtoni (Burton's mouthbrooder), 566 nucleotides. RefSeq names its product fatty acid synthase-like. Lineage: Eukaryota; Metazoa; Chordata; Actinopteri; Cichliformes; Cichlidae. The transcript is spliced from 2 exons. Bases 264 to 551 code for a protein of 95 amino acids. The record is from RefSeq and is a predicted model, not a curated record.
UCAAACCUCUGAGGACUCGUUCUCUGCUUUCAGGCCAGCUAAAGUCUGUCACGCUCAGUCUGCCCUGGUUCAACACUUUGGGUUCACUGUUGUAUUAUUCAUGUGUUACUGCAGGACAAACGUGUCUUUAUGCCUGUUUGUGUUUCUUCUCUCGCUUUGCCACCAGCUGUGUGUUUGUGUCCAAUCUAAACGAGUCUUCAGCAGCACCAGACCUCCAGCAGGACCACCAGUCCAUCCAGUCAGUACUGCAGAAGGAUCUGGUCAUGAACGUGUUCAGGGAUGGACGCUGGGGCACCUUCAGACACCAGCUCAUCACUCAUGAUGUAAAUGAAGCGCCGACCGAGGCCGCUUACGUCAACGUGCUGACACGCGGUGACCUGUCGUCUCUGCGCUGGAUCGCGUCCCCGCUUCGCCACUUUGUGAGCAGCAGCCCUGCUGUGCAGCUGUGCCACGUCUACUACAGCUCGCUCAACUUCAAAGACAUCAUGCUGGCUACUGGCAAGCUGCCGCCUGACGCCAUCCUAGAUAGUGUGUCUGUACACACCAAGUAAUGCCACACUCUGCUG